ACCGCAGUGAUACAGACCAUGAUGACCUUUCUUCACUUCCUGUUGAUGGCGGUUUCCCUCUCCAUCGCCACGGCGAUGCCGGAGCCCUUCUCCCCGGACGGUUGGGAACCCCCCGUCGAUCCUCCUCCAACCCUUCCCUACCCCCCCAUGGAUGGCAGUUUCUUCCCAGACGGAGACAACAUGACGGAGCCGCCGGCCGGAGCGAUGGAGGCGUAUUGCCAGAUGCUGCUGCAGGCCCCGGUGCCGGUCCCCCCAGACCAGAUCCCCUGGUUCUGUCUCUGCACACACUGCAAGAGCACCGAGGGGCCCAAAGGAGACCGCGGGGACCGGGGACUGCCAGGUAGUCCAGGUAGUCCUGGAAGAAGAGGGCUGACGGGAUUCAGAGGUCCUCCAGGUUUUGUGGGCAGACCCGGAGUCAAAGGACAGAAAGGAGACGAAGGUGAGAAAGGAUGUCGGGGACUUCAGGGGUUUGUAGGACCCAAAGGAGACAGAGGCUUCAAAGGUGAUAAAGGUGAGCAAGGUUUGGAGGGUCGCCCAGGGGAUCAGGGUCCUAAAGGAGACGAUGGUGUCUGUCCAUAUGCCUGUGAGUCUAGCCAGGGUCCCCCAGGAACACGUGGUCUGCCUGGCCCUGCAGGACCCAGAGGUCUGCCUGGUACCCAAGGACCAUUAGGGCCCAAAGGCCUUAAGGGUGACAUGGGUGAUAUGGGUCAGCCUGGUGCCCCUGGAUCUAAGGGUGUGAAAGGAGAAUCGGGGCCCCAGGGGAAGUGUAAUUGUACAGACGGAGUAGAUGGGAGUCCAGGGCAGAGGGGGGGCAAGGGAGACAAGGGGGACCAGGGACAGACAGGGCCUGCAGGGCAGAAAGGGAUACAGGGGGACAAAGGAGACAUGGGGCAAAUGGGGAUGAUGGGUCCUCCUGGUCCCUGCAUGCCCAGCAUCCAGUCAGCCUUCUCUGCAGUACUGACAUCCAGUUUCCCGCCGCCCAACGCUCCAGUGGUCUUCUCCCAUCUUCUCUACAACAUCCAGGGCAGCUACGACCCCUCCACCGGCCUCUACACCGCCCCCAUCAAUGGCACCUACGUCUUCAGCUACCACCUCACCGUCCAUGAGCGGGUCCUCAAAGUUGGACUCUUUCAUAAUUUCAUGCCAGUUGUCAAAACGACAGACCCUAAAGUGUUAGGGACCACCUCGCAUUCAGUCAUCCUCCACCUGGCCCGGGGGGACAGGGUGUGGAUUCAGGUGAAGGAUUCGAUCACUAAUGGCAUGUACGCCGGCAGCGAGGGCAGCAGUACCUUCUCUGGCUACUUGCUCCACCCAGAUACAUGUGAUAUGGCCUUACUCAGAGCCCCCAUACUCCCAAUGACCCCACCUCCUGGUGGAUACAGCUGGGGCAAUCUGCCCGGGUCCAGCACCCCCACAACCCCAACUUCACCUGCCGGUAAUGGAUCCAAUUAGCUUCAACGAUGAAUAAACCACUUCUGGUAACCUGUAGAAGGUGUCAGUGUGAAAUAAAUUAUUUUAGACCACCGUAACAUGCUACUCUUAAAAAUAUGCACCAGUCAUCGCACAGACACACUCUGAGGAUUAGAUUAGUCCAAACCACCAAAGUUACAGCUGUUGAUAAGACAACAAGAGAGACAGUCACCAGUAAACUAUUUACUCUAGCCAAACGUUGUGUACUGACCUUGAACACAAAAAUUACCCCAAACCAAUAAAAGUUUCUGUUCCCUUUCACAUAGAAGCAAUAAAAUGAGGAGAACAUAUGUUCACCUGGGUGUGAAUGGGUCAAAUAAAGAGACUGCUCCUGAGAAAAAUUACACAAUAAUUGCCAGUGGCCCAAAACUACAUACUAUAUUUACGUUUCAGUGACCAAUGCUAUCUAGUAGCCGUAGUAAUAUAGAGCAACAAAAUGCACGUACAGAGGAGGAAGGUGGAUGGAGGCUUUAACCAAACA
This is a messenger RNA of Thunnus maccoyii (southern bluefin tuna), 1951 nucleotides long. Its product is annotated as inner ear-specific collagen. Lineage: Eukaryota; Metazoa; Chordata; Actinopteri; Scombriformes; Scombridae. Gene Ontology annotation, molecular function: protein binding. The record is from RefSeq and is a predicted model, not a curated record. The coding region runs from base 19 to 1452 and encodes 477 amino acids. The transcript is spliced from 5 exons.